UUUUCAGUUUUCUUCGAAAACACAAUGUUUCGAAUACAAAAACUGCUUUUAGCGGACUUUCAAGAGAUUUACGAACCUGUUUUGGUUGAGAAUUCAUUCGCUGAGGUGACAGAAGGUGGGAUAGGAAUAAGACAAGUUCAAUUGGGAUUAACAGCAACGAAAAUUAUAAUUGGUGUUGAUGUUUUCAAAUCGAAUUCAUUGAAUGAUUGUUAUUUGACGAAUUUGUCGUUAGUUGAAAGAGAUCCCGAAAUUGAAUGUUUUGAACUUGUUGGUAUUCUUCCAUUGGAAAUACUGAAUGUAACAUUUUUCAAGAAAAAUAACCGCCAGAUAAUGAAUGUGAGGGUUUUUGAAGAGAAAAAUAUGUUAUUUGAAUUUGGAGGAUAUUUAUCUCAAAAUCUCUUAUGGAAUACCUGGCGUGAACGUAUUGCAACAUUAAAACAAAUUGGCCCCAAUCUAUUUCAUCUGACUGGAUCUUCACCAUUUUCAAGUUCAGAUGUUAUUGCUGAUGAAGAAGAAGUGACAGCUACCAUUCACUCAACUCCUCUCAAGAGAAAUUCAAUGUCAUCAGACAAUGAAUCAAAAUCAACAAACUUACCACUCCGAAGAAUUUCCAACAAUAUUUAUUCCAGAUGCACAGAUAUUAUUCAGAAAGCUUCAAAUACUUAUCUAUCUGAUUCUGAACAUCAAAACCAGAUGGAGUUACAAAAGUUUUAUCAAGCAUUAUCGAUAACUAACAGUCGUUCAUGUAGAUGCAACACAUCGUGGUAAAAACGACGGCGAUCUGACGUUUUGUCUAUGGUGAAAAAGAAUAAACCAAACUCAAGCCCACUU
Molecule: messenger RNA, 831 nt
Organism: Eupeodes corollae
Lineage: Eukaryota; Metazoa; Arthropoda; Insecta; Diptera; Syrphidae
Exons: 3
Coding region: 25-768 (247 amino acids)
Source: RefSeq, a predicted model, not a curated record